This is a messenger RNA of Mycena indigotica, 1413 nucleotides long. Its product is annotated as MFS monocarboxylate. The transcript has 10 exons. Gene Ontology annotation, molecular function: transmembrane transporter activity. The record is from RefSeq and is a predicted model, not a curated record. Gene Ontology annotation, biological process: transmembrane transport. Lineage: Eukaryota; Fungi; Basidiomycota; Agaricomycetes; Agaricales; Mycenaceae. Gene Ontology annotation, cellular component: fungal-type vacuole membrane. The coding region runs from base 1 to 1413 and encodes 470 amino acids.
AUGGGCUCGACACAGACAUACACCCAUAACCUUGGCCAUGAACGCAAGGAGUCUGCUGCCACCAUUGCCGUCAAUGUGGAUACGUCGAGCAAGGAGGUGGGAGGCGAAGGGCCGAAGCCUGAGGCAGGAGAAGAGGUAGAAGAAGGGGGAGAGAAAGAGUUCCCAGAUGGUGGGCUGCGUGCAUGGGGGACUGUCUUUGGGGCGUUUAUGAUCAACUUCUCGUGCUACGGUGUUGUCACCAGUUUCGGCGUCUUUGAGCAAUACUACUCAACGCAUCAACUAUCUACAUCGCCACUGAGCGCGAUUGCAUGGAUCGGUUCGUUGCAGCUUGCCCUUGUGCUCCUUAUGGGCUGCGUAAGCGGACCACUGUUCGACGCUGGUUAUUUGAAGCCUAUGAUUGCGGGUGCGGGCACAUUCUACGUGUUCUGUCUUUUCAUGACUUCGCUGGCAACUGAAUUCUAUCAGUUUGUCCUCGCCCAGGGCCUGGGUGUUGGGAUUUGCAUGGGCUUACUAUACUCGCCCGCCAUGUCCACGAUCGGACACCAUUUCGCUCCGCAUGGUCGCAAAAUCGUUGCGUUUGGCGUGUUCUCCACCGGCGCGUCAAUCGGUGGUGCGCUGGUCCCGAUUGCGAUGCGCCGCUUACUCGAGAGUGUCGGUUUUGCAUGGGCGAUGCGCACGUUGGCGUUCCUGGUAAUGUUCAGCAUCCUUUGCGGCUUCCUGUUCUGCAACACACGUCUUCCUCCGCGCAAUGGAUCUCGCGUUUUAGAUUUCACUUUCGGGACAGUGCAUACUGCUUCAUUGUUCUUGGGGCGUCACUCAUCGGCCUGGGUCUCUAUGCACCAGUUAGCUAUGGCGUUACGUAUGCCGUUGCCGCGCGGGGUUGACCAGAGCACGGCAUUCUACUCUCUCUCCCUCCUCAAUGCGCUCUCCAUUCCUGGUCGACUCCUCCCGAACCUGCUGGCGCAGCGGCUUGCUGGCCCCCUCAACACGCUCAUUGCUUGUUGUAUCCUCACGGGCGCGCUCGACAUCGUGUGGCCAUUCGUCCGCGCGGGGCCCGGCGGGGCCGGCGUGCUUGGCUUCAAUGCGGCGUUCGGGCUCGCCAGCGGCGGGUACGUCAGCAUGCUUGCGCCGGCAAUCACAUCGCUUGAUGACAGCCACGGGAGCAACACGCAUCAACAGCUCAAGAAGGGACAGACGACGGGAGUGAAGCUCGGCAUGGCCUUCUUUGUUACGUCCUUCUGUUGGCUGGCAAGCGCGCCGGUGCAGGGUGCACUGAUUCGACGGCGCCCGGGGGGGACAGACGAGUACUGGCCCGCGGGGGUGUUCAGCGGAGCCAUGGUUUUGCUGGGUGUGGCGAUGAUUGGAGUGGCGAGAUGGAUUGUGGGACGGAGGAUGGGCAGGUGGGACGUAUAA